GACUCCAUCCAGCGAGAGCGAGCCCUGCGGCCAGGCACGGUGAGAGCUGCUAGGGAACGGGAAAAGGAGGCGUCUGAUUUUGCUGUCCCCUCACCCGCUGAGCAGGUUUGCCGAGCCUCAAGCACCAGUGACCAGAAAUCACCUUGAAAAUGACCAGGAAGAUCUUCACCAACACCAGGGAGCGAUGGAGGCAGCAAAAUGUCAACAGUGCCUUUGCCAAGCUAAGGAAACUUAUUCCGACCCAUCCACCAGACAAAAAACUGAGCAAGAACGAGACACUUCGGCUAGCCAUGAGAUACAUCAACUUCCUUGUCAAGGUGCUGGGAGAGCCAGGCCUGCAGCAGACAGCAGUAGCAGCACGAGGCAGCAUCCUGGGGUUCUUCCAGCAAGCUCCACGCUUGCAGAGCAUGGAGGAGCUGACUCUCAUUGAAAACUAUGGUGCCUCCUCCCCUGGCAUGAGCAGCAACAUUGCAGAAUGCUGGUCAGAGACUUCAUCUCCUUAGCAGACAACGAGAGAUGCAGUCUUGGUGUUAGUCUGAUAGUCACCGUCUUUUGUGGUUGCUUCUCCAUGUACAAUGACUAUUUAUUUGUAUUUAUUACUGCCUUAUUUACAUUUUUAUUUAAUGGCAAAAAAAAUUUGUUGGUCAGUUAGCAACUGAAAGAGCAGAGAGAAAGCUGUCAUGCUCUGGGAACUAGGAAGGACUCACUGCUGUCUCAGAGGAUUCUAAGCCAGAAGGGCCUCUGCCCUGACCUCUUCUAUCAGUUGGGCUAUAGAAAUUCAUCCAGUGGUUCUGGCAGGGGAAGAGAUUAUUCUUCUGUGAUGCUCUGAGGAAGCACUCUCAGCUUAAGAAAUGAUGAAUGUACCACAAAAUGUGUCCAAGAAAGACACCUGACCUUGGCAGUGAGAGGUUUUGAGGGAUGUAAUAUUUUCUCCAGUCCUCCACUAAUUGUUUUAGUAGCCACCUGCACUCACUGCAAACCUUAUUUCCAACUUGAACUUCUUUGAAAAUACAAAUCCUGACCCUUCAACCUGGCUACAUCUUUCUCCAUCAGACUGGAGGAAUCCUUAAUGUUACAGUAAAAUGCUAUUUAACAAAAUUAAAAAUUAGCUUACAGCAAAAAUGUUGAUCUCAAAUGAAAGAAGAGUCACAGAUGAAUUUCAGUGAGAUCUGUGAAGCCUGUGCCUAGCAGUGACAACAUGUACAUAAAGGAAGCUGGCUGGCUACACUCCAGGUGCCAUCAAAACCCAUCAAACAGGUUGCUGGCUAACUGCCUUUGUUCUUCAACAGCUGUAGAAAUGGGGAAGGUCCUCAUUCUGAGCAGGAGGUCCCAGGAAAAAGGCCUGAUGGAUACUCUGAGAAACCCUUUAUGGAACACAAGUGAGCAGUGCCCCUUCCCAUGCAGGGGUGGGAUGUAAUUAGCAAUGUGCUCCGGUGCCUUUUUGGUACAGGCUGCGUGCCAAGGGUCCUGGCAACCGCUAUGCUGUAGGCGUUCAGGUAAUAAGCAGGAAGAGCAGAGUUUUAUGAGGGUGAACAUUGUGGGUUGCGGCACACAAAUCAAUUUCCUAAAUUAUAACUUGUGUCAGAAAAGAUUUGGCCUGCUCACAAAAGGUAUAAAGCUGCCAAGAGCAAGAGAAAAAAUGAGAUUGGGCUCAAGUUGAUCUGCUUCCAGGUCAGCUCCUGUUCUCACUGACACAAGUCCUUUCUAUUUCCAAGUGUAACAAGGUAUAUGUCAAUGUUUAGAAAAAAAACCUUCAGGACAAGUAAAGAAAUGUGCCCUUGGCACCCAUGUGCCAAGGCAUCUCCCCGGGCUGUUUCUUCUUAUUUGUGAGACAAGGAGCUGCCUUCAGGAAGCAAAGUCAGGGCUUGUGCAGUUAACAUAUACAGCUCCUCUGCCUCAGGGUGUUUGUCAGCUACAGCUGAGCUGCAUUUAAAGCCUCACCAAACAGCAGGCGUGCUUUUCUCCUUCCUCCUUGGCAUCAUUCAGGGCUGCACCAAAAAACCCAGGACUGGUUCCUCAGAAGUGCAUAUGGUGCUGGUUAGUAUGCUGACAAAGGAACACCGCUCACUUGGUCCAGGGUUGAUGCUGUAAGGUGCAAGAAUGCCAGUAGAAACCUAUGACCAAAAGAAAAAAAAGAGUUUAAAUCGUUAAUGACGGUUUUGUUUCUGAACACUGAAUCUUCACAUGCUUAUUCCUGCAUUACUGAGCUCGAAGGGCUAAGGAUGGUAUUAGAGAGCAGCUGAGUGGAAACACACGAGGAGACUUUGGUGUGGUUUGCACAAUUAGCACUGCCUUCUCCCCACCCCUGCAUCAAAGGUAAUGAGCCAUGUCCUCCUCCUAGCUUUCUGAUGAAUUAGUCCAAAUAAAUCAGAGCACUUAUUGGUGAGGUGUGAUGGUGUUCUUCGCUCUAUCAGCCAGUUGCUAUCCUAAGAAACAUGUGUCACCAAGACAAGUCAAAACACCUUGUCAGCAGAGUUAUUGCCUGGGGAAGGCAAAAGGAAACCUGUUAACUUUGUAAUGUAACAUGCUUGUUAUAUUCCCUACCCCCAAAUUUCUUUCCUUGCUAUUGUUUCGGUUCUCAUCAACAUUUUCUUUCAUCUCUUUUCUAUUUAGGAGCUCCCUACUCUCAAAUCCCAUGCGUAUUUGACUAGAUCUGUUGACCAAAGAGUUUUUGUCAGUUUUUUUUUUCCUUCGUGUUUUGGGGAUUUCUUAUCUGUAUAAUCAAGAACAAACAUGGUGCACCUGAUAGCAUUUUGUGCUACAUUAUGUUAUUUAACAUCUAAUAUAUUCCAAAUAAAUUAUUUAAGAAAUGAA
Numida meleagris (helmeted guineafowl) is the source of this 2814-nucleotide messenger RNA. It is a transcript of the gene TAL2, whose product is annotated as TAL bHLH transcription factor 2. Gene Ontology annotation, biological process: regulation of transcription by RNA polymerase II. The record is from RefSeq and is a predicted model, not a curated record. Gene Ontology annotation, molecular function: protein dimerization activity; DNA-binding transcription factor activity, RNA polymerase II-specific; RNA polymerase II cis-regulatory region sequence-specific DNA binding. Lineage: Eukaryota; Metazoa; Chordata; Aves; Galliformes; Numididae. Bases 150 to 503 code for a protein of 117 amino acids. The transcript is spliced from 2 exons.